UUUUAGCCACUUCUUUUCCUUCUUCUCUUCGUCUUGUUCCUCGUCUUCUUCUGCAGUCUUCCAAGAGGAGAAGAUGCAUGCGCGUAUGGAUAUCCUCAAGGCGCAGAGCCAACCGGCCUCCGGUGAUCGAUCCGAGGUCGAUUCCGAGAAGAAGGAGGCGAAGGAGGAGGAGAGCGCAGUCCAUCUCUCCCUCAGUGGCUCCGCCGCCGCCACCGAGGUCGGCAUCAGGAACUUGCCGACACCGAAGCCGAGCCCUCCGGCGACCUCGCAGCUCAUUAUGUUUUAUGGCGGAGCUGUCAACGUCUACGAUGCCGUCCCUCCGGAAAAGGCACAGGCCAUCAUGCUCAUCGCUGCAGCCACGGCGGUGGUGGCGAGGGCUGCCGCCAAUAACACUGCUGCUGUGGCUGCUAUCGCCAAGCCCCCCGUGGUAGUUGGUCCAACUGCUGCCACAACUGCAGCUGCGGUGCCGGCUGCACCAGUGCUCACGAGGACUCUGUCAUUUCUCAGCUCUUCAGCUGCGUCGAAUGGUGCACCGACGCAGCCCCAACUUGCUCCCAACCCUAGCAGUCCUCUCUGCAAGCUGCAAGCUGAGCUCCCAAUUGCAAGGAGGCACUCACUUCAGCGCUUCUUGGAGAAACGUCAUGACAGGGUGGCGAGCAAAGCACCCUAUGCAUCCGUCAAGCCCUCGGACGAUGUGGAUGUGGCUUCUGAGGGACAGCCCCAACUCAUUUGAUCACUUUCUAAUGGUUGUACGUAUCUGGAAUCUCAUAGGCAACCAUGCAUUGACGUCUUGUUGUAAGCUACUGUGUUUAACUUGUAGUAGAUCGAUGAACUUUGUGUGUGAUAUGUAGUUCUGAAUGGCUAUCUGUCUUUGUAUUGCCAGUCCAUAAUGCUUAUGUGAUGAUGCUUCAGAACUGGAGGCCCUCUAAAUUGUUCUCUGAAACCUUGUUUACUGUGAAUUGAAUUCUGGAAAAUGGGAUUUUAUUAAUCAUAUUUUUGUA
Molecule: messenger RNA, 1001 nt
Organism: Musa acuminata AAA Group (dessert banana)
Lineage: Eukaryota; Viridiplantae; Streptophyta; Magnoliopsida; Zingiberales; Musaceae
Product: protein TIFY 3-like
Exons: 5
Coding region: 74-733 (219 amino acids)
Biological process (GO): regulation of jasmonic acid mediated signaling pathway; regulation of defense response; response to wounding
Cellular component (GO): nucleus
Source: RefSeq, a predicted model, not a curated record